Messenger RNA from Naumovozyma castellii, 951 nucleotides. RefSeq names its product purine-nucleoside phosphorylase (gene PNP1). The transcript has a single exon. The record is from RefSeq and is a predicted model, not a curated record. Lineage: Eukaryota; Fungi; Ascomycota; Saccharomycetes; Saccharomycetales; Saccharomycetaceae. Bases 1 to 951 code for a protein of 316 amino acids.
AUGGCUGCUACUUUUGAUAUUGAUCAACAGAGAACUCUAAUCCAACAAGCUUCAGACUAUUUAACCACUGUUGUUGCUAAGCACAAAGCCAAUUUCUCGGAUUCUUUCGAGUAUCCCCGGACAUUGAUCAUAUGUGGAUCCGGACUGGGUGGGAUUUCUACUAAAUUAUCCACCAUAAACCCUCCACCAUUAAUUAUUCCGUACUCUGAUAUUCCUGGAUUUAAAAGGAGUACAGUGCCAGGUCACUCUGGUACGCUAGUCUUCGGGAAGAUGAAAGGAUCUCCUGUGGUGCUUAUGAAUGGUAGAUUACAUACAUACGAGGGUAAUUCCGUGCUGGAGACGGUUUUUCCCAUUAGAGCAUUACAUAAUAUGACUAAUAACCAGAUUGAACAGUUGAUUGUUACUAAUGCUGCAGGUGGGUUAAACCCGAAAUUUAAGGCUUGCGAUUUAAUGUGUAUCAAUGAUCAUAUUAAUUUACCAGGGCUAGCCGGUUUACAUCCUUUGAAAGGGCCCAAUUUCGAUGAAGAAGGUCCAAGGUUCUUACCUCUGAGCGAUGCAUACGACCUACAACUGAGAAAAUUGAUGUUUAAAAAAUUUAAGGAACUUGGGAUGGAUCAAAGAAGAAGUCUUUUCGAAGGUGUUUACACAUUUGCCUCUGGUCCCACUUUUGAAACCAGAGCUGAGUCUAGAAUGAUUCGAAACUUGGGUGGUGAUACUGUUGGAAUGAGUACAGUACCAGAGGUUAUUGUUGCUAGACAUUGCGGUUGGAAAGUUCUUGCCUUAAGUUUAGUGACAAAUUGUUGCGUUGUGGACCCACCUGCAAGUGCGCUAGACGAAAAUCCAACAGCUUUAGAAGCUGGAAUUGCAUCUCAUAAGGAAGUUCUUGAAAAUGGUAAGAUUGCAUCCGCUGAUGUGGAAACGUUAAUUGCUGCCAUUGUUGAAGAAUUAUAA